Phaeodactylum tricornutum CCAP 1055/1 is the source of this 1137-nucleotide messenger RNA. RefSeq lists its product with no specific name. The transcript has a single exon. Gene Ontology annotation, biological process: L-homoserine metabolic process. Gene Ontology annotation, molecular function: homoserine O-acetyltransferase activity. The coding region runs from base 1 to 1137 and encodes 378 amino acids. The record is from RefSeq and is a predicted model, not a curated record. Lineage: Eukaryota; Bacillariophyta; Bacillariophyceae; Surirellales; Neidiaceae.
AUGGAUGACAGUGGACAAACCUACACGUAUCUCAAUUAUCCGUUGGAGAACGGACAAGUCCUCGCCGAAGCCCAACUCCGCUACCAAACCUACGGACAACUCAACGAAACACGGGAUAACGUCAUGGUUGUUUGCCACGCCUUGACCGGCAACGCCUCGCUACACGCCUGGUGGGGCGACAUGCUCGGACCCGGGAAAGUCUUCGACACGGACAAGUAUCUCGUGGUCUGUUGCAACAUUCUUGGUAGUUGCUACGGCAGUACGUCACCCGUAUCGAUCCGCCCCGGAACGGACCAACCCUACGGACUCGACUUUCCCGACGUCAGUGUCAAGGACACGGUACGGUUGCAGCUCUGCAUGCUCCGCGACGAACUCAAAGUCGCUUCCGUCCACGCCGUUGUGGGCGGUUCCUUUGGCGGCAUGCAGGCCGUCGAAUUCGCCGUCCAGGCCGGAUCCACCCGGGCCGCCUUUACCGACGCGCACGGACAACCCUUUUGCAAACACGUGGUGCCCAUUGCCUGCGGCGCCCAGCAUUCGGCCUGGCAAAUCGCCAUUUCUGAAGUCCAACGCCAGGCUAUCUACCAGGACCCGGCCUGGCCGACGGAUCCUUUCCGCGCCACGCACGGAUUGCGUGUCGCCCGACAGUUGGGUAUGAUUUCCUACCGUACGCCGCAAGGGUACGGCAGCAAGUUUGGCCGGGAACGGCAACGUGGUCGGGGCGACGAUGACACGGACGGCCCCGCCUACGGUAGUCACGCGCGUUGGCAAGUUAAAUCCUAUUUGGAAUAUCAAGGAGUCAAGUUCCUCCAACGCUUCGAUCCCGUCACGUACGUCAAACUCACGGAACAGAUGGACUCGCACGACGUGACACGGCAACCUGCCGGUAGUUGUCCCGGAACGGUCAGUAAGGAACAAGUGCUGGGCCAUGUGACGAUUCCCGUGCUCGUACUAGGCAUUGACAGUGACGUGCUGUAUCCGUUGGCGGAACAACAGGAACUGGCCCGACUCUUGCCCAACGCCACGUUGGAAGUGAUUCAUUCGGACGACGGACACGACGGGUUUUUGUUGGAACAGGAGCAAGUGGCGGCCCACAUUCAACACUUUUUGACCCUCCACGAACGACCCACUACUAUCUAA